Messenger RNA from Medicago truncatula (barrel medic), 2775 nucleotides. RefSeq names its product beta-amyrin synthase. Gene Ontology annotation, biological process: triterpenoid biosynthetic process. Gene Ontology annotation, cellular component: lipid droplet. NCBI's taxonomy places the organism in Eukaryota, Viridiplantae, Streptophyta, Magnoliopsida, Fabales, Fabaceae. The transcript has 16 exons. Bases 378 to 2687 code for a protein of 769 amino acids. Gene Ontology annotation, molecular function: beta-amyrin synthase activity. The record is from RefSeq and is a predicted model, not a curated record.
AAAGGAUAUUAUCAUCAGCGUGUGGAUUGUGGGACUUUGAGGCAUAAUUGACAGUUCUAAAUGGGAACGGCUCCUUCGUCGUACAUGGAUUAUUGCUAUAUAAAGCACCAAUCAAAGCACACAAUACUUCCUCGUAUCUGGUUCUUUCCUUGCUUUGCAAUAUCACCCACAUGCUCUUAAACGGGUGGGUGUUUCCUAAGAAUUCAGUUCACGUAAUAAUUCAACAUAGCAUCGAUCAAUCCCUAAGUACACAUCGGUAAAUAUUUCAUCAUUUAUUCUUUUUAAAGUAGUUUCAUGAGUAAAUUUAUCAUAAAUGAGGUAGCAAAAAUUCAAACAUAUAUAUUAUACAAUAUCUAUACCAAAGAGAGAAAAGAAAGAUGUGGAGGUUGAAGAUAGCAGAUGGUGGUAAUGACCCAUACAUAUUCAGCACAAACAACUUUGUAGGAAGACAAAUAUGGGAGUAUGAUCCAAAAGCAGGUACUUUGGAGGAGAGAGCACAAGUUGAAGAAGCUCGUCAGAAUUUUUAUAACAACCGCUUUAAAGUCAAGCUAUGUAGUGACCUCCUUUGGCGUUUUCAGGUUCUUAGAGAAAAUAAAUUUAAGCAAGUGACUGGUGGUGUGAAGAUAGAAGAUGGAGAAGAGAUAACAUAUGAGAAAGCUACAACGACAUUAAGAAGGGGCGCGCAUCACCUAGCAGCAUUGCAAACCAGUGAUGGUCAUUGGCCUGCUCAAAUUGCUGGUCCUUUGUUUUUCAUUCCUCCUUUGGUUUUUUGUGUUUACAUUACGGGACAUCUUGAUUUGGUAUUCCCACAAGAGCAUUGCAAAGAGAUUCUUCAUUACAUAUAUUGUCAUCAGAAUGAAGAUGGAGGGUGGGGUCUACACAUUGAGGGUCACAGCACCAUGUUUUGUACUGCACUGAACUAUAUAUGCCUGAGAAUUCUUGGAGAAGGGCCGGAUGGAGGUCAAGACAAUGCUUGUGCAAGAGCAAGAAACUGGAUUCGUGAUCACGGUGGUGUAACGCAUAUACCUUCAUGGGGAAAAACUUGGCUUUCGAUACUUGGUGUAUUUGAUUGGUCUGGAUGCAACCCGAUGCCCCCUGAGUUUUGGAUCCUACCUUCAUUUCUUCCUAUGCAUCCAGGUAAAAUGUGGUGUUAUUGUCGAUUGACAUACAUGCCUAUGUCUUACUUGUACGGGAAGAGGUUUGUGGGUCGAAUCACACCACUCAUCUUACAGUUGAGAGAAGAAAUUCAUAAUCAACCUUACGAAAAAGUUGAUUGGUUCAAAUCACGUCACCAAUGUGCAAAGGAAGAUCUUUACUAUCCUCAUCCUUUGAUACAAGAUCUGAUAUGGGAUAGCUUCUAUAUAUUCACCGAGCCACUUCUCACUCGUUGGCCUUUCAACAAAUUGAUUAGAGAAAAAGCCCUUCAAGUAAGAAUGAAGCAUAUCCACUACGAGGAUGAGAAUAGUCGAUACAUAACCAUGGGGGCUGUAGAAAAGGCUUUAUGUAUGCUUGCUUGUUGGGUGGAAGAUCCAAAUGGAGAUGCUUUCAAGAAGCAUCUUGCAAGGGUCCCAGAUUACUUGUGGGUUUCAGAAGAUGGAAUGACCAUGCAGAGUUUUGGUAGUCAAGAAUGGGAUGCAGGUUUUGCUGUUCAAGCUUUGCUUGCCACAAACUUAAUUGAAGAAAUUGGUCCUGCACUUGCCAGAGGACAUGACUUCAUCAAGAAAUCUCAGGUUAGAGACAACCCUUCAGGAGAUUUUAAGAGUAUGCAUCGUCAUAUUUCUAAAGGUGCGUGGACUUUCUCCGAUCAAGACCAUGGAUGGCAAGUUUCUGAUUGCACCGCAGAUGGUCUGAAGUGUUGUCUACUUUUAUCAAUGUUGCCUCCUGAGAUUGUGGGUGAAAAUAUGGAACCAGAGAGGUUAUAUGAUUCAGUCAAUCUUCUGUUGUCACUUCAGGGUAAAAAAGGUGGUAUGCCAUCAUGGGAGCGGGCACGAGCUCAAGAAUGGUUAGAAGUACUGAAUCCCACUGAAUUUUUCGCAGACAUUGUAAUUGAAUAUGAGUAUGUUGAGUGCACUGGACCGGCAAUUCAAGCUUUAGUUAUGUUCAAUAAGCUAUAUCCAGAGCAUAGGAAGAACGAGAUAGAGAAUUUCAUUGACAAUGCAGUUAGAUUCAUUGAAGAUACACAAAAAGAUGAUGGUUCAUGGUAUGGAAGUUGGGGAAUUUGCUUCAUUUAUGGUACUUAUUUUGCUCUUGGAGGUUUAGCAGCUGCUGGAAAGACUUAUAGCAAUUCUGUUGUGAUUCGUAAAGCUGUUCAAUUUCUUCUCUCAACACAAAGAGAGGAUGGUGGGUGGGGAGAGAGCUAUCUUUCAUGCCCAAAAAAGAAAUAUAUACCUCUUGAAGGAAGCCAGCAAUCAAAUGUUGUACAAACUGCAUGGGGUCUCAUGAGUUUAAUUUAUGCUGGCCAGGCAGAAAGAGACCUUACUCCUCUUCAUCGUUCUGCAAAAUUUCUCAUCAAUUCCCAGUUGAAAGAGGGUGAUUGGCCCCAACAGGGAAUCACAGGAGUAUUCUUCAAAAAUUGUAUGUUGCAUUAUACAAUGUAUAGAGAUAUUUUCCCAUUGUGGGCUUUAGCUGAGUAUCGUAGAUAUGUUCCAUUGUCUUCCACUGGAGUUAAACUUGAAAAAAAGAUGUGAGCAUAAAAAGGACAAAUGCAUGCAUAUCAAUAAAGAAAGAUACAAGCAAAUAAAUCAAUUAAGUCAAGAUAUUGAUUAAUUUUUUCUC